AUGGAAAGGUCUUUGCUUCAGAUCUAUAGAGACUGGAUGAAAGCUUGCAGACAUAUGGGUAGAGAGGUAAGCAUUAAAUUAGAGCACAAAAACAGAAGCCAUUCGAUCUUUAGUAAGAAGAGAAUGAAAAAAGCACCAGUUUGAGACUGAUGCUGAAAAGAUUGAGGAAUUUAGAGAAGGGCAAAUAAGAGGACUCGGAAAUUACCUUAUAUACACAGUGAAAUCCGAGUUAAUUGACAAAAAACCUGAAGAUAUCACUAACUCCCCCCCCCCCCCCCUCCGUGAGCGAACAAAAAAAUUUUGUUCGCUCACGGAGGGGGGUUAUUUUUUUUUUUUUAAAAACAAUUUAUAUAUAAAUUUUAUAAAAAAUAUUUUUUUCGAAAUUUAAAAAAAUCCUAAUUUGCAAAAAUUGGGAAGCAAAUAUUAAUUUAAUUUGCAAAAUUUAUGUUUUAAAACGCAAUUUGUUUAAAAUUAAACACAGAAUUAGCUCUAGAUUUCAUUAUACUAAUUAUCACUUAUAUAUCAAAUUUUUUUUCCAUUAAAAAUUUUUUCUAUUAAAAAAAUUUUUGUUCACUCACGGAGGGUGGGUUUUUUGGUCAAAAAAUGGCGAUUUUUCUAAUGGUUUUGUUCGCUCACGGAGGGGGGGGGGAGUAAGUAAGUAA
This is a messenger RNA of Blepharisma stoltei, 662 nucleotides long. The record is from the annotation of a GenBank genome assembly. NCBI's taxonomy places the organism in Eukaryota, Ciliophora, Heterotrichea, Heterotrichida, Blepharismidae.